AAAUGCAGUUUUUAAAUCACAUGAGGCAUCAUCCAGGAGGUCUUAGGUGAGACAUGCUGCAUGCAUGCCUGGGCGCCUAAGUCUUGAAUCAGGCUCUUCAGACCAACAUCAUCUGCACAACAAUAAAGUCUUUUAAUUUGCUGACUUGAGGCUUAAGUGAUAGCUCAUCAGAUAGAUGAACUUUGUUCGUUCGCUGAUCUUCGAUUGUAAUCUGAAAAAGGCAGUACCGAGAGUUUACUCGGACUAUCAAUCUUAUAGCUUGCAUCUCAAAUCAUAGCGUCAUAAGCGACUUUAUGGUCUUGAUAGCAUAAUGCUGUGCCUUGACAUACCCGUUCCCCGCUGCGUCCAGAAACUCAUCUUUGAGCCACCGGUUUGCUUGUUAAAUGUGCAGGACAUCAAAGCCGUGAAUCUCAUCAGGAAGUUCGGCGACGAAUUUGGACGACGGAGAGACGAAAUCGACCAGGCAUGCAGUCUCGCAUCUGGCCCAUCCGACGUGGUCAUACUUCUGGAGCGACCGCAUGAAUCUCAAACUUACCACGGAACCUUUGGCGAGUUUGUGAAGCGAUGCAAGACGCUGAAGAGCGUUGAUGAACUUAUCAGAUUCAGCUCCAAGGGAGCUCGGAGUAUUCAUACUGUCACUGUCCUUGACGCAUUCUCUUUCAAACCCCGGGAUUCAACACCCAUUCCCUCAGAGCGGUGCCAUCAGCUGAUCGAGGAAAUCUUAAAACUUAAAAAGCCUAAAGUUGUUCUAUGUUGUUGGAAUCAACCUUGCGAACAGCCAUUUGUGGCUCGAUUCAAGUCGCACGGAGUUGGCACAUGGCCAUUUCGCCAUCAAGUGGACAUAGGGGGGUUUUCUAUAAUUGCAAUGCGAUCAUUCCAUCCAGCUGCGGCUGUCUGUUACGAUGAGUCGCGAAAGGCCUGUUGCCGAAUGCUGCUCAUCUGUCAUUUCGUUCUAGCAUUUGCUCAAUUGGCAGGUUCAGCCGUAGUCCCUGAGUGGAUGGAGACAGUCUGUCAAAAUAGCUCCACAGAAUACUUGGAAUCCCGACGCAAUGGUUCUAGAACCCUCGUUGAUCUAAUGAGGACACACGUCAUCUUAGGCAAUUUAUGGAAGAUGAUGGGAGUUGAGAGAGAGCGAACGACCUACCGGUAUCCAGUCUCCGAAGGCAGAUUUGCUGAACAUCAACGCCAGCAGGUAAACGCACUGUUGAGACAAUUACUUGCCUCAAACUACAAUAAAGGGGCCCAAGAUAUCACAAAACUCUGUCUUCUAUGGAAGGAUUACAAAUAUUAUGAGCCCUCCAGGCGGCAAGACAUACUCAGUCGAUUAAUAGAGCUUGGAAGCCAGCAAGGCUCGUACCAGGGCCAGGGGGCCGUUUCUACGUUUUCGUCCACUCGCAAAAGCUACUACGUUGGGUUUGCAGAUGAUGAAGACGAUGACGACCUUGAGAAACAGUUGGCUUCUUUGAACAUUCAUGAAAACACAUCAUCAGUGGACGAUGAAUUAGUGACUCUUGCACGGCUGCAAAGGCGACUUUCUCAUCAGAAAGACCACCUUCAGAGGAUCGAGAACGUCGCGACUGAAGUGCUAUCCCAUAUUCAGCUGAGUAUCAAGCUUCAAAUUACGAUUUUUAGCCAUGAUAGAGCCGAUCUCUCAAAGAUCAUUGCAGAACUAGCUAAAGACAUGUAUCGUUACCUGGAAGAGGUAACAGCACUUAUCACGGCAACACCAGCAGUUCUAGCGGGAGAAGAAGGCCUAGUUCACCACGAGGAACAGCCAAGAAGAUCCUUGGUCCAGCGUCCCGAUGCUCGCAGUAUUAUGGACUCUGUUAUCCUGGGUGUUGAAAUAUUAUCAAACCGGGCAUUUCGUUGCAUCAUACUUUGUUCAGGAUUAAUAGCCAAGGGGAGGAUUCUUUUUAGCCCAUCACAAGAUUCAAAUGAUGAUGUGAUGGACACAAUCUUCGACGUGCCCAAGAACCUUGAAGACAUGUCGGCGGGCAUUAAGUCUACUCUCGAUACUUUACUGAUUCUUCGGGAGCAACUGGACAAUCCUAACCAACUGCUCAAGCGUGAAAAUCAUGUCAAGCUACCGUAUGAAGACAAAGGUCUUGGUGCAUUAUAAAAACAAAUUCGGGAACGGGCUUCAUUACAACGGCCCUCUACAGAUUUAUAGUCGACGUCGUGAUAGGAUAGCUGCAAGAGGUUUUCAACGUUAUUGUCACGACAUUUUCGAGAAAUCAGAUCUCCUGCUAAGUAAUCAGCUCUGUCCGCUCGUC
This is a messenger RNA of Fusarium redolens, 2273 nucleotides long. RefSeq lists its product as uncharacterized. Bases 311 to 2119 code for a protein of 602 amino acids. The record is from RefSeq and is a predicted model, not a curated record. Lineage: Eukaryota; Fungi; Ascomycota; Sordariomycetes; Hypocreales; Nectriaceae. The transcript is spliced from 2 exons.